This is a messenger RNA of Corylus avellana, 1965 nucleotides long. RefSeq names its product PRLI-interacting factor. NCBI's taxonomy places the organism in Eukaryota, Viridiplantae, Streptophyta, Magnoliopsida, Fagales, Betulaceae. The record is from RefSeq and is a predicted model, not a curated record.
UCUCUCGCUUUCACUCUGUGGAGGGCAACAAUGCUGUAAACAUUUUCAUGGAUUCACUCACUCUCAUACAAACACAAACUGACACAUACGCACUCUCUCUCUUCCUUGUGCUCGUGCUCUGAGUCAGUCCUUGCUCGCGAUCCGAGUCACCCCGAAAUGGACCAUUCCGUCCGCCGGAAACAAGGGUCCCGUCGGGAGGGCCUGGUGCGCCGCCGAUCAUGGUGUUGCUCAUUCGCAGUCCCGCCUUCAAGUCCAGAAAGCCUCUCUCUCUCUCGCGCGAAGUCUCUUCCCACCAAGUCCGAGACCCUGUCAAAACCCAGCACCAACUCGGUCCCCAACUCGCCCCAGAGCUCCAAAUCCGGGCUUGGCUUCGUGGGUCGGACCCGGAUCGACCCGCGUCGAAUCCUGUCCCCUGGACGGGUCUCCCCCAUCGACUCCGAUCCCACCGUCCAUUCUGUCCAAGAAGAUACCGCUGUAGCUGUUGAGUCCUCCACACCCCGUUCCAAAUCCCAGAGCUUCCGAGCACCGCCGGCGGGCUCGCCCUCGAGCUCCGGGUGUGCCGAGAACGAGGGUGUCUUCGACGUGAGGUUGAACUUGAGAGGGAAGAGAGGUGGGUGCUUGGUCUUGGAGCUGAACUCGGAGGUUCUGAGCGCGAGUUCAGAUGUGUUCGGGGCUUUGAUCGAGGAGUAUAAGAGGAAUUUGAGCGGGUCGUCUUCCGGGGCGAAAAUGUGCAGGAUUGAGGUCCCGGAGGUGGAGAAUCUUGGGGUGUUUAGGGAGACCAUCGAGCUGAUGUUUGAGGACGAUAUUCCAAGGCGGCUCUUGAAGAUCGGUGCGUAUCGGUGCAUCGAUAUACUGGAGGUAUCAGCAGGUAUCAUGUUCAGCAAUGGAGUUUUUUUCUGUUUAAAGUACCUUGAAGCUGUUCCUUGGACUGAGGAAGAAGAGGAUAAAUUGAGGAUCCUGUUUACAAAAAUUAAGUUUGAUGAUGCUACAACUAGAGAUAUUAUGGCUAGACUGUACUGUCGUGACUUGGUAGAUUCCCAACAACAUUUAGCCAGACAGCUUGUUUGGUCUAUCACCAGUUGUACUCAUGCCAACGCUAGGAAUGAGCUAAAGUCAUUAGUCAAGGGUCUCCUGUGCAAAAGUUCAGUCUAUGAGAAGGACCAGGCUGAUCUCAAUGAGGAAGAUCUUUACAUUGCUUGCCAGUCAUGUCUGAGUUCACUUGUCAGCUUGUUUGAGGAGGCCUCUGGCACUAUUCCCUAUGAGAGAUUGGCUAAGAAGGAAAAGGAUAGGCCCUUGAUUGAACGCAUCUCAAGACAAGUCGAUAACAUAAACUGGUUGCUAGAAAUCCUGCUUGACCGGCAAAUGGCUGAGGAGUUUGUGGAUAUUUGGGCAAAUCAGGGAGAACUGCUUAAGAUGCAUGAGAAUGCAUCUCCAAUGGUGAGGUACGAGCUCAGCAGGGUUUCAGCUCUUCUAUUCAUUGCAAUGGGAACCAGAAAAAUGCAUUGCCGAUCCGAAUCAAGAUCAGGGCUUCUCCUGGCAUGGUUUGGUCCAAUGCUGUUGGACUUUGGUUGGCUGCAGAGAUGCAGAAAAGGCCUUGACAUGAAGGCAUUGGAGGAAGCUAUGGGUCAGACACUCCUUACGCUUCCUUUGAAGCAUCAGUAUAAGCUGUUUAUGGAAUGGUUUCGGUGUUUCUCCAAGCAUGGCACUGAAUGCCCUAAUCUAAGCAAAUCCUUCCAGAUUUGGUGGCGUCGCUCAUUCCUAAGAGCUUCUGAAACUUAUGGAAUUGAAUCCAGGUAACUGGCAACCCUCUUUUUCAUUUUCCACUGCCGUGUGAUAUAUUGCACUAGUGUAGCUGAAGGGAUUCUGACAUGUUCUGGGAGUUAAUAAGGUAGAUCAACUGUGUACAAGUGUUGUAACAGUUGUUAGUGCAUAAAUUCGCAUCAUAAUUUCUAUGAAAAACCAAAA